Ylistrum balloti is the source of this 615-nucleotide messenger RNA. Its product is annotated as large ribosomal subunit protein bL27m-like. Gene Ontology annotation, biological process: translation. NCBI's taxonomy places the organism in Eukaryota, Metazoa, Mollusca, Bivalvia, Pectinida, Pectinidae. Gene Ontology annotation, molecular function: structural constituent of ribosome. Bases 1 to 447 code for a protein of 148 amino acids. The transcript has 3 exons. Gene Ontology annotation, cellular component: mitochondrial large ribosomal subunit; ribosome. The record is from RefSeq and is a predicted model, not a curated record.
AUGUCAGCCUCCUUGACGAGAUGCUGUCAACGAGCAGUUCCAAAUUUAUUAUCACCUUUAAAUGUUUCAGGCUUGCCUCUUGUCCAGAUUAGGACGGCUAAAAGAGUGAAAGUUGGAACAGGGAGAGGUACCAUGGAUACUGGAAGAGCAAGAAGGAGGAACAGGGGUAUCAAAGUUCAGGAUGGUACAUUUGUUCAUCAAGGUCAAGUUCUUGUGAAGCAGACAGGCCUCCGAUUCUAUCCAGGGGAAAAUGUGGAUAUUUCAAGAAACUACACCAUGUCAGCCAUGUGUGAUGGAAAGGUGAUCGUAUCUUGUGAACGCCUCAAUCCAAAGCCAGACAGUCCACUCUAUGCUCCUGUACAAAAGGGUGUGAUUAUUUACAAAAAAUUCUUUAAUGUCUACCCUAUCCGACUUCAUGGGAAAUUCAGACUAGUUGAUCAAGUAUGAUAAGAUAUAAGCAUGAUAUCUGGCAUGAAAGAAAUUAUGUGAUGUUGAUGCAUUUUUUGAAUGUUAGAAAAUGUUUUGAAAUAACAAUGUUAUCAGCCAUUUGCAAUGACUGUUGAGAGAAUUUCAGUAUGUGUGUUUUCAAUUGUAAAUAAAUUAUUUGUAGAUGUA